Messenger RNA from Argiope bruennichi, 3498 nucleotides. RefSeq names its product PR domain zinc finger protein 1-like. Gene Ontology annotation, molecular function: DNA-binding transcription repressor activity, RNA polymerase II-specific; RNA polymerase II cis-regulatory region sequence-specific DNA binding; histone deacetylase binding. Lineage: Eukaryota; Metazoa; Arthropoda; Arachnida; Araneae; Araneidae. Bases 557 to 3268 code for a protein of 903 amino acids. Gene Ontology annotation, biological process: regulation of transcription by RNA polymerase II; cell fate commitment. The record is from RefSeq and is a predicted model, not a curated record. The transcript has 7 exons. Gene Ontology annotation, cellular component: nucleus; cytoplasm.
CAUCAGCGAAACACGUUUUAAUCGCACUGUUCCUGUGCAGCGUUUGACCGCAUGAACUUGAACUUUUUUUUUUGACGCACUAUCGGACAUCGGUCAGUUGUGUUAAAAUUCUACAAUAUUUUGUGGUGUGUUUUACCAGCCUUCUGAGAAAUUUUGAAGAAAAUUCCAUGAAUUUCCGAGAAUAAUUUUGGCAGCAUGUGUGAUUUUUAUAUUAUCGUCUGCAAUUGUUUUCGCUUAGAGAAAGAAAAAGGAUUUGAUGUGUAUACGGCUUUAUGUGACUUUUGAGGUUCGAACUCAAGUUUUUCGUGCAAUAUCAAAAGGACUGGACUAUUCUUAAUACUAAAUACUGCAAAAUCACAAAGAAGAGCGGCAAAUUUUCUUUAGUCAGGUAGAUUUCCUUUCUACAACUUGUGCAAAAUGGCUUAGAAGACCACUGUCCGAAAUUUCUUUACUCCACAAUUUGAUCCGAAAAUGCUGUAUCUAACGAAGAUAGAACCCCAUCCUCCGGAUGAUAGGACGCUCUUCUAGGGAGGUAUGACCUCAUCAAGUCUCUAGAAUGGAAGAUGCUGAGAGCUGGGACCUGAACUCGAUCCGGGAAGAGACCUUCGACGAGUUGGCCGUCUACCUGGUGAGGGACCAGCCAUGUGACGACAACUGUCCCAACAGGGCAGAGGCCAGCCUGCCCAGGAAUCUCGUUCUCAAGGCCUCACCCUCCCUCGGAGGAAAUGUUCAGGGCAUUUGGAGCACUGAUUACAUACCCAGAGGUACCCGCUUCGGACCUUUGGUCGGCGAAAUUUACAGACAAGACGAAGUGCCACCCGAGGCUAAUCGGAAAUUCUUCUGGAGGGUGUAUUGCUCCGAAGAGGACUUUUACUAUAUAGAUUGCUUGGACGUUAAGAAAUCUAAUUGGAUGAGGUACGUCAACCCCGCCUAUUCCACAAAAGGCCAAACUCUAGUGGCCUGCCAGAUCAAAAGGCAGAUUUACUUCUAUACAUGUAGGCCAGUGUUACCCGAUGAAGAACUUACGGUAUGGUACUGCAAAGAAUUUGCACAGCGCCUGGGAUAUCCACUCACUGGAGAACUAAUGCUAAAAAGAAUUCGUCAGCAUAUGGAAUUAGGAUCAGGCAGCCAAAAUCUGGAAUAUGGCAGCAGCGAAGUAUACAUUCCCAACGAUGAAAAUAAAAUGCCACGUUUACCACCUGAAUUACCUGCUCUCCCACACGAUGACCACGCACAGAGUGGGGAAGGUUGUGAAAAAGAUAGUUGUGCUAGAAGUGACGAAGGCUACCACAGUCAUGGAAGCCACGACGAUCCACUAACUCCCCCAGAAGGUGAUAUCUCAGACGAAGACUGUGCUUUGGACUUCAGCACGAAAGAAAGAGAAGUGGUGUCUGCACUCACCUUACUCCAAGAAGGAGCAGGUCGUCGUGAAGAAAAGCAAGGCGAACAUGAUGAUGCUCAUUCGGAUGAUCAAGAUGAUGAAGAUUACAGUAAAUUUCGAGAAGCUAAGUUCAAAAUGUGCAAAGCCUUCAAAUACAGAAACAGAACAGAGAAGCCAUACGAUAGAGAUAAAUCUGAUGAAGAUAGUAGUAAAGCACCAUUUUCAUCUUCGACGCUUAAUGAGAAACAAUUGAUAAGCUUCCAGAAACCUGUUAUCGUUGCACCUAUACCACAACGGCAAGAGCAUGCCAUGAAACCACUAGAACACAUCGAGGAAAAAAGCGCAUCAGAACCAGCGUCUAGUAAUCUGCUUCAAGAUGGGCUGUCAAAGCGUGAAUCAUCGGCGUUCGUAGCUUAUGAAAGUAGCUCCGCUAAGGCAUUAAGAUCCAUUAUGCCCAGCAGUUUACCUUUACCUCCACCAGUUUUGCCACAACAGGAUGAUGUUCCCCCACCUGGAAUUUUAGAGAACUUACUCUUAAGGCAAAGAAAUGACGUUGGUCGGACUCCUCCUGAAGGUCCACCGCAUCUUCCAUACUCACGCCCACCGCCCAUUACUGAACCCGUUCGCGUAAUUGUAUCCAACGACAUCUCAUCAAGAGCAGAUUCACAAAUCAGCAGCACCCAUCAAUCACCAUCGCGUUCUGAGCAGCCAAUGCCAGUUUACCAGCCACCAAAAAAAGGAGCUCUUGCGCCAUAUGCAGGAGGUUCUAGCCCAGAGAUGAGAAGUCCUGAUUCCACAGAUAAAACCCCCGCUGCUAUGAACAGGCACAGCCCACCUUAUCCCUUGGCAGCUCCAUCCGCAAGCUACGUAUACAGCAUGCCACCGAUGUUUUCCCCGGCACAUUUCAAUAUGUACGCUUAUUCCCUAUCGGCAGAAGGACAGACCAAUGGCUUCGGCCCCAAACCAUCUGAAUACGCUCAAAAUCCUCAUCACACCCAGCCAUCGUUUUUAUCUCGCGUUCCUCUCAAGCCGAAAUCCCCCUAUGCAAAUGGCCUACCAUCUCCCAAUCAUAAUCAUCACCUCCAAAGCCCAUCGCAAUCCCCAUCACAUAAUGGAGGUUUCCCAAUGAAUGGCCAUGGUUAUCACCAAAUGCGAGAUCCCAACUUGAGUAGUCCCACCGACUCGACAGGCAGUCAAUCUAGUGCUCGUGGAUAUCGGUCUCUGCCAUAUCCUCUCAAAAAGAAGGAUGGAAAAAUGCAUUACGAAUGUAAUAUCUGUUUGAAAACCUUCGGACAACUAUCAAAUCUCAAAGUUCACUUGAGAACCCACUCUGGAGAGCGUCCCUUCAAGUGCACAGUCUGCACCAAGAGCUUCACGCAGCUGGCACAUCUCCAGAAACACCAUCUAGUGCACACGGGAGAAAAGCCACACCAAUGCGAAGUCUGCAAGAAGCGUUUCAGCAGUACCAGCAAUCUCAAAACCCACCUAAGGUUGCACAGUGGCCAGAAGCCAUAUGCGUGCGAUUUAUGUCCAGCCAAGUUCACUCAGUUUGUGCAUUUGAAACUGCAUAAGCGACUGCACACCAACGAACGGCCGUAUACUUGCCAGACCUGCAAGAAAAAGUACAUCAGCGCUUCAGGCUUGCGAACUCACUGGAAGACAACGUGCUGCAAGCCGAAUGAGGUGCCUCUGGAGGGUAUGGACUUGGACAAGGUGUACGACUACAUGUCGUCUGAGGACUACAGCAAUAUGGACGAGAGUGAAGGGGAGGACUUGUCAGAAAUUAUUGACCAUGGGGAGGAGGAGCGAUCGCCAUCACAAGACUGUCAUUCCUCUAUGACCAUGCAUAUCCCUCGCUCCUCCGGUGAAUGUGUGAUGGCUAAUUGAAAAAAACACUCGCAACUGGAGAUAGAUGAACUAACUUAUUUAUGUGGGGAAAGCGGGACUUUUUCCAGCUUAACUAUCAAGUGAUACGAAUGAUUACUUAUGUAUUUGUUACUGUUAUUCCUUCUUCUUUUCUUCAUCUGGAUGUGUGAAUGAAUGAGCGAAUGUACAAAAAAAGAACCUUCCUUUAUUUAUUGAAAUCAUAAUUUUAAGAAUGUGUCUGUGUUGGCUUA